Messenger RNA from Punctularia strigosozonata HHB-11173 SS5, 357 nucleotides. RefSeq lists its product as uncharacterized. The transcript is spliced from 4 exons. Lineage: Eukaryota; Fungi; Basidiomycota; Agaricomycetes; Corticiales; Punctulariaceae. Bases 1 to 357 code for a protein of 118 amino acids. The record is from RefSeq and is a predicted model, not a curated record.
AUGGCCCCGCCCGCCCCGCCCGUCCCCCUCGCAUCCUCCGCCGCCGGCCGCGUCUCAGGCAAGCCAUGGAAGUCACACAAGUCCCCGGCGGUCCGGACCCAUCUCCCUGACGGCGUCAAAACGUCCUUCGAGCACCGGAUGGAAAAGACCAAGAGGGAAAAGGCCAUCAAGCAGCUCCAGGCGGAGCUCACGGAGGAGAAGGAGGCCGAGCGUCUUCGGAGACGGCAGGUCACCAUGGACCGCAGAAAAGCAGCUGAGGAGCGCAGGCGAGCGGAUGAGCUCAAGGCCCAGAUGGGCGCACGAAAAGCGGCGAGACUGCGUAAGAAGGCAGGGCGCACCAAAAAAAUCAACCAUUGA